AUGGCGCACCUCAAUCCACGCCUCCUCACCAAUUCUGAGCUCCGACGCCACGAAGACUGCGCGGCGGAAAAUGCCAAGCUCGCAGACUGUUGGAGCAGCGACCAAGUCGUCAUUCUCACUAUCGAUUGUUCGUACGGAUAUAAGUACUCUGGUUACACAGUUAUGCCGUCGAUGAGCGUCGACAUCAUGACGCCCGCCGAGAAGCCACUGUGGAGUUCCCCGACAAGUAGCCAACGACUGACCCGACAACACUGCAAGCGAACAAUUCGGCUGCUUGAGCAGACGAAAGUCAACAAGCGACUACGCCCAAGGCCCUUCUACAUGAAAGUCGACGCUCACGAGAUAUUUGAGACAUACAACAACGACGCCGCGAAGGAGAUAUUUGACGUUCUGGCCACGGAGUAUGCGACAAUGUGUAUUUUGACUCACGACGUCCGGGACUCGAUGAAGGCGCUGGAACUGUUUGAUGUGAAGCUGCCAUCUAAGGCUGUCUUCGUGGAUCUUAUCAAAGUACUGGAACACCAAACCAGAGAUGAAGGGAUUCCAGAAGAACUCAGCAACUACACGGAUGAGAACAUUGCAGUGAGCGUUGCUGGGAACUACAAGCGCGCCAGUCGAAAGGGCGCGCCUCGUCGCUUUGUAUGCGAUCAUCCGGGCUGCGACAAGCUCUACUCCAGAGCCGAGCAUCUUCAGAGACACCAAUUGAACCACAACCCCAAGGAAAUAUUCCAAUGCGAUACCCCAGGAUGUGAUCAAAAGUUCGUGCGCGCCGACUUGUUGAGUCGGCAUAAGAAGCGCCAUUCAUCAUCUUAUAUCCCUCGCAACCGCGCGCCGAGCUUCAGCACGUCUGCUGCGUCUACCGCUGUCGCCGGCGUCGCGGUAUCGUCGCCGACAGCCGGUGUCCGAUCGGCAUUUCCCCAACCAGGCCAACCCUCAGCGAGCGGUCCUCACGACGCCGCCAUAUUACUGACGCCUGAUUCCAAUGUCACACCAACGCCCACAACAGGCGCCUCUAAUCCAUCACUGACGGCCAGAAUCGGUCAGCCGUCGACAUGGCCAUCAAUAGACGACAUCUCCGUCAACAUGAUGCGCCCAAAACCGGAUCUUUUCGGCCGGGAAGAGCCCUCGAUUCCCGAGCCAACAUCGAUGAUGCCAUCGUUCACCACAUUAGGUUUCCAGCCCGACGAAGCCUUGUCGAGGGAAAACUUUGCCGUCUGGCUGUUCGAUCCUCAGGCUACUCUCAGCGAGUUCAACGGCGUCGCGAAUCUCCCGUUUCUGGAAGGCGGUCUCGAAUCAACGUUCAACAACAACAUCCACUACGACUAUGAGUCCCUCACGAGCCGGUCUCAGCUGGACCCUACACCACCGCGGCAAGUGGAAGUCAGCGACGAGCUCAUCAGCGAACAUCGGCGUCAGGAAGUUCUCCAAUGGCUGCAAAUGUUUCGCCAGAAGCAACCAAAAUACGAGCAUCGUAUUGUGAAUCUAGUGCAAGAGAGCGGUGGAGACUUGCCUGCGCUGAACGUCGACAUGAUGCGCGACUGCUUGAAGGAAUACUGGAAGAGUGUGUCUCCAAGGCUACCCAUCGUUCACCAGCCGACAUUUGCACCUAAUCGCUGCUCCAUCUUCCUCCUGAUGGUCAUGAUAGCCCUUGGAGCCGCAUCUUUGAGCAGCAGGGACUCGACUGGAAACCUCGAGCAAUACGGAGGCUUCGCUGAUGUCAUAAUCUCCAGUGUUCGCUGGGAGAUCCUCACGGCCGACGAAGCAUCACCGCCAGUAGGGUUGUCAAUCGCACAGGCGCUGCUCUUGCUCGAAUUCUACGAGAAGAUGUUCUCGUCAAGACGCUUCCACGAACGAGCGCAUAUCUAUCACUCGGCUACACUCACUCUCCUUCGGCGAGGCAGCCCCCUCAUCGGGAGGGCAGGAAGCGAGUCGCCGCCAGAGGAACAGGACCCAACAUGCAAUGAUGGAUCGUCGCUAGACUCCAGGGUCUGGUGGGUUAGAUGGGCCGAGUCAGAGGCCAUGCAUCGUGUCGUCUUCGCCGCCUUUAUGAUGGACGUCAUUCAUGCCGCGAUGUUCGGCCACUCAGCAGAUAUGGCGCCGCAUGAGAUUCGGCUACCACUACCGUGCGACGACGCCCUGUGGACAGCUUCUACUCCUGACGUUUUCCGUCAGCUUGACAGCAAUUAUAGGAUGUAUGGCAUCAAGCAGGUCUCUUUCCUUGAUGGACUGAAGAGUGCGUUGCAUGGUCAGGAAGUUAAGACUCAUACCUUCGGGCGGAUGAUUAUCAUGUCAGGCUUGCUUAGCGUUGGAUGGCAUUUGUCUCACCGAGAAUCACACCUCAAAUGGCUCGACCUACGCACGCCUAGUACCGAGACACACGAUGGCUGGAGGAAGAUCCUGCUGAGGGCAUUUGACGAGUGGAAGGAAAGUUUUGACAAAGCCGUCGGGGCGAACGACACGUCAGAAACUCCUGGACAACCCUCAACCUCCAAUGGACCUAUACAUUCCGCUGCAGUGCUAUACCACCUAGCACACAUCAGUCUUCACGUCGAUAUCGUCGAUUGCCAGGUAUACGCCGGCGCAAAACGACUUGUGGGACGUAAGGUCUCAACACGGGAUCACGCCAACGCCGUCUCUCGGAUGAGGUCGUGGUCCAACGCUGCUUCGACGCGGCAUGCCGUUCUCCACGCCUUCAAGCUUCUCUACCGGGUAUUAGUGGACCAAAAAGGACCCAAACGGCGGACGAGCAGCUUCGGAUCACUGCCCGAGCCGGUGUCCGUUUUCUACUCUGUCCGAACCGAGCCAGAUCCGCAUCGACCAUGGAUCAUGUACUACGCAGCCCUGACGAUCUGGUCUUUCGUUCAGGCUUUGGGCAUUCCGGCUAAGAACGUGCCGCCGGGGAGGUAUAGCGAGGUUGCCCGGUAUCUUUCGCUUUUCGCGAGUUUGGAUGAACUCAAGGAUGAGUGGGCGAUGGAUCUUAAUGAGAGGUUGCCCGAAUUAUUGGAUUUGUUGAGGACAAGUCUGGAACAGUCCCAUUCGGAGCUGUUGCGGGAGGCUAGUGACCGGCUCAAGCUUUGCCGGGAGAUGUUACGAUAG
Colletotrichum karsti is the source of this 3096-nucleotide messenger RNA. RefSeq lists its product as uncharacterized. Gene Ontology annotation, cellular component: chromatin. The transcript has 3 exons. The coding region runs from base 1 to 3096 and encodes 1031 amino acids. Gene Ontology annotation, biological process: DNA-templated transcription; regulation of transcription by RNA polymerase II. Lineage: Eukaryota; Fungi; Ascomycota; Sordariomycetes; Glomerellales; Glomerellaceae. Gene Ontology annotation, molecular function: DNA-binding transcription factor activity, RNA polymerase II-specific; zinc ion binding; RNA polymerase II cis-regulatory region sequence-specific DNA binding. The record is from RefSeq and is a predicted model, not a curated record.